AUGGUUCCACGGCUGUCUCGAGGAACUGAAGACUGCCUCAAGUGGAAUAAUUUUAUUGAUUUGGUAAAGCAAUUCUAUGACGCCGACGAGCAGGUUGAGAUUGGCACACACGCGAUUAAGUUCAAGGCAGGCGAGCACCCUUCACUGCCUGUCGAAGGACACAAAUUCUUGCGAUUUAGUUCAAAGGUUUCUGGAAGGAUUGCAAGGGAGACUGGGGUCGAAGCCUUUAUCCAGAAGGUCACAAUUAUGGCGAAAGCUUCGUUCGGCGCUCGCAUUCAGUUCUGGGAUGAGAGUGAUGACCAACUUGGCUUUUAUGACUGGACAAGCGUCCAUGCCUCGAUCAAGUCGUACAUGCAAGUAAGAAAUGCCUUUGCUCCACCUCUCUUCUCUUCUUCUGAUCUGUCAGGGUACUUCCAAGCCAGAGUUCCCGCUGUCCGAUGGUAUCAUAAGUGCCCAAUGCGCCAAAGGUACAGACUUGUACGAGGUGGGCUCGUAGCUAAAGUCAACAUUCCGAAGGGUAUGCGAAUCCUUUGCGAGAAACCCCUUCUCAUCGUCGCGAGCAUGCCACCACAUCUGGUUCACGACACGGUCGCCAGGAAGCUUAAAACAUUGUCCAAGAAUGAGCAACGGCAACUUCUCUCUUUGCACAACAAUUUUCCAGGCCAGUACGCCUUUGAUGGUAUCGUUAGGACCAAUGCACUCCCUUGUGGUCCUAAUUCCCGUGUGGGCGGUGUCUAUCCCAAGAUAUGCCUCAUCAAUCACAGCUGCAUCCCGAAUGCCCACAACAAUUGGAACGAAGAGGCUCAACACGAGACAAUCCAUGCUGUUAGGGAUAUUUCGGUCGGUGAGGAAAUCAUGAUAUCUUAUGAUAUGUCCUUACCCUCGGAUGCUCGUUGGGUGAAGCUGAAAGCCUCGUUCGGAUUCCAGUGCCCAUGCCACGAUUUAUUCCAGGUUCUCAAGAAGGAGUAUGGAGACGCGGCGACUGCGCUCCUGGCAAGGCUUUACUACGAUGCCUUCCAGAUCACCGCCGCCCAUGGAGACCAGGCUCGAGCAAGUGCAUUCGCCGAGAAAACGUACAUGGCACGGGUCGAAUGUGAGGGCGAAGACAGCCCACUAACUCAGAAGGUCAAAGACUUUAUGCAGAAUCCAACCAAACACAUCACUUUUGGUGCUUAUUCUAAUGAGUGGAAAAGCGCCAAGACCGGGGGACCGAAGAAGCUGGAUGCGGCAAGCUUUGAGAAGUGGCUGUGGAAAUUGUCGAACUAA
Truncatella angustata is the source of this 1266-nucleotide messenger RNA. RefSeq lists its product as uncharacterized. NCBI's taxonomy places the organism in Eukaryota, Fungi, Ascomycota, Sordariomycetes, Amphisphaeriales, Sporocadaceae. The record is from RefSeq and is a predicted model, not a curated record. The coding region runs from base 1 to 1266 and encodes 421 amino acids. The transcript is spliced from 3 exons. Gene Ontology annotation, molecular function: protein binding.